Ambispora gerdemannii is the source of this 298-nucleotide messenger RNA. Lineage: Eukaryota; Fungi; Glomeromycota; Glomeromycetes; Archaeosporales; Ambisporaceae. The record is from the annotation of a GenBank genome assembly.
AUGAGUGGUAUCAAAGACGAACAAACCAAUUUUGAUGAUGAUGUCAAACUGUUAAAUACCGAUGAGAGAAUCAUUUUAAACGUUGGUGGUGUAAAGUAUGAAACAUAUCGUUCUACUUUAACUGCUUAUCCCUAUACUCUCCUUGGCACGAUGUUUCAACCACGUAAUCAACCAUUACUUCAUCCAACCAAUGGAAAUGAAUAUUUUUUUGAUCGUAAUGGAAAAAUAUUUCAUUAUGUCAUGGAAUAUUAUCGCACCGGUCAAAUCUUAUGGCGUCCACCGUCGUCUGAACCACCUG